AGUUGUUUUACUAAUAUUUUAACUGUGAAUAUCGUGAGCGUCGGUAAAGUGGCAUUUAAAGUAUUUACUGAGUAUCACGUAAACCAGUCUGCAUUCAUGAAUAUCAUUUUAGUUGGCCUUCUUUUGAUGAUUCGACCGGCACUCAGUAUGAUGAUAACACACUUUAAAUGCCGCGGCGGAGUCUACCCACGGUCGUCAAUUGAAAGGUUCCCGGUACCUGAUGAUAAAGUGAGCUGGGCCGUUGACUACAAGGAAUAUAAACCACGCAAUCAUACUGCACAAUCCAUUCAUGGGAAACCUUGGGCUGAUCCAGAGAUAGGUGAUCCUGAAUUCAAACCAAACUGGAAUCAUUUAGACAAGAAUGUUGAUAGACAAAGUUACACAGGUCAAUACAAAGUAGUAGAUAACUAUCCUCUCAAUCCUAUUGGGAGAACAGGCAUCAGUGGUAGAGGAGUGCUAGGCCGCUGGGGACCGAAUCAUGCUGCCGAUCCAGUGGUCACAAGGUGGAAAAGACUGCAGUCGGGAGAAGUGGAAAUCGACAAGAAUAGCAAUAAGCCAAUACUUCAGUUUGUUGCCAUAAAACGAGGAGACACUGGUGAAUGGGCCUUGCCAGGCGGUAUGGUAGACCCUGGUGAGAAGGUGACCACAACAGCUGUCAGAGAAUUCCGAGAAGAAGCUAUUAACUCCCUUGUUAUGUCACAAGGUGAACUAAAGGCGUGGGAAGCCAAAUUCGAAUCGUUCUUCAGCGACGGCGAAGAAGUGUACAAAGGCUACGUAGAUGACCCGCGCAACACCGACAACGCCUGGAUGGAAACAGCCGCGUACAACUUCCACGACGACGGCGGGCACGUGGUCGGCGCGCUGAACCUGCACGCCGGCGACGACGCCGUCGGCGCGACGUGGGUCGACGCCACCCCGGACCUGAAGCUCUAUGCCAGCCAUAGUAGUAUUGUUAAGGAAGUGCUCGAGCGGAGGCUUAAUGCUUUUUCUCAAGUGUAAGCACGAGGUAGUAAUCUCUC
Messenger RNA from Cydia fagiglandana, 1019 nucleotides. Its product is annotated as ADP-ribose pyrophosphatase, mitochondrial. Gene Ontology annotation, molecular function: ADP-ribose diphosphatase activity. The coding region runs from base 97 to 999 and encodes 300 amino acids. Lineage: Eukaryota; Metazoa; Arthropoda; Insecta; Lepidoptera; Tortricidae. The record is from RefSeq and is a predicted model, not a curated record. The transcript is spliced from 4 exons.